Messenger RNA from Marchantia polymorpha subsp. ruderalis, 1251 nucleotides. NCBI's taxonomy places the organism in Eukaryota, Viridiplantae, Streptophyta, Marchantiopsida, Marchantiales, Marchantiaceae. The record is from the annotation of a GenBank genome assembly.
UGGAAUUGACUCGUAUCAUAUUUGUCGAGUACCAGUGAGUGCUUCUUGGUUUGGUCCGAGUCCUCGUAGUCACUAGACAUAUGCGGGAAUGGAAGCAGUUGGAUUCCUUUCUUUCUCUGGUGCUUCUUACUCUAUUACUCGACAGAAGUUCGUCCUCGCUCUAGAGAACAUCUGUGGUAAGGAAUGUAUGUUCGUCGAAGCGUGCGUCACGAUUACGUACCGAUGUUACACCACUACGUCUGAUCAUAUUCAUCCAACUCCGAUCUACGGUCGAGUAUUAGAUUGCAAACCUACAGUGGACAGAGAACCGGGGAAGGGUGAUCUGUGGAGAUCAUCUGACGAUGGGAGUCGUUUCCGCCACAAGUUUCCCUGAGGCAAGAGAGGAUGCACGAAAAACUUACUGGGGAGAGCUGGUAAAAAAUGUGUGAAUCGUGAUCGAACGUCUGGUUUGUGGAGGACGGGCUGUUUAGUCCGAAGGCAUGUUUAGAGGUCCAGAGGGUCCACGAUUUUCUUUGGACAUUAGGACCUAAGGGCAGCUCAUGGUUCACAAGUCUCAAGGUAGAGUUUUUAAAAGGAAUGAACAGUGGAACUUAGGAACACUGAUUGGGGACAAGCACUGCACGUGAUUAGGUGCGCAGGUUCAUGUGCACCAUAUUUGUGAGGUCCCUGCUUUUUUCACUCUCAAUCCAGCCAUGGGAAAAUUCUGUUCAAUCCAGCCCGUCAGAUGUGCAUUGUGCACCACGAUCAUGAAUGAAAGCUGGAUGACAGUAUAUGUUUGUUUGUCAUAUUUCAGGCGGGCACGUUCUGGUCCGUCCCGCGAGCUCACUCUAUGUCAUGAAAACUGGAGGUGGCCUAGCGCCGGACACUGCUUUGAGUUAUCCGCAUGAAGAGACUGCAAACUGCGUUGUGUUCAUUAGAGAGAGAACCCUUUCUAUGGCAGCACAAUCGUAGCCUGAGAAUCUGGGUGGAACAGGGAACCGUUGCUGUAAAGGUCCGUAGAUCAUUGCUUCAUUAUACAGAUGGGAUUAGCUCCCCCACAAUGCCCAAAUCUUAGUAGAGUUAGAGGAGAUGAUUGCCUUGUACGGAUCCUAACUUGUCCGAGGAACGUAGCGACGCUUAUUCCGGUAGUUAAAGUCAAUAUUAAGGGCACAAGAGUCUACUUUUCAGAAUAGCUUGUUCGGGCCAUGUGAAAUCCUACCUCCUGCAUUGCUGUUUUCAAGCCGAAAGGCCACGCGGCUGUGGAAAAACGCC